CUCACCAUUUGCCGCCCCACCUUACCUUUUAUUUAUUUAUCUAUUUAUUUUUUUGCAUAUCCGACUUUCGUUUUUCCCAAUAUCUCCAAGUUUUCUUUUUGUAUUUGUUUGUUUCGGAGGAAAAGUUUGGAGCUUUUCUAGAUCAGCACGUAAUCUGCGCCAAGUCUCAGAUCUCAGGGGGACCUCAGAAAAUCUCUUUCUUUGCCCUGCACCACUCCGAUUUUCCCAAAUCCGAAUUCUUUUUUCCCGGUUCUUUUAGUUUACAGAAGAUGCGAUUGAAUCCUUCCUCCAUUUUAUUCAAGCAAAGCAAAUAUGUAAAAAGAGUUAUAAAUUUGUUCCUUUUUCCGGCGUAUAUUUCAUGCCUCUGAUCAUGUGGAGGUUCAAACCAUUCAUGCAAAAAGAGCCAACUGGACUUGAAGGACGCACUGUGGAUGUGGGCAACCUUAAAGUACAUAUCCGAAAUGUCAUUGCUGAGGGAGGCUUCUCUUGUGUUUACUUGGCUCGGGAUUUAGUGAAUAUGUCGAAGCAGUAUGCUUUAAAGCACAUUAUUUGUAAUGAUGAUGAGUCACUAGAUCUGGUAAUGAAGGAGAUCUCUGUUAUGAAGUCACUUAAGGGACAUCCAAAUAUUGUCACACUUCAUGCCCAUACCAUCUUGGAUAUGGGACGGACAAAGGAGGCUCUCCUUGUGAUGGAAUUUUGCGAGAGAUCCCUGGUUAGUGUACUGGAGAGCAGAGGAUCUGGGUUUUUUGAUGAGAAACAGGUGCUUUUAAUCUUCAGAGAUGUGUGUAAUGCUGUUUUUUCAAUGCAUUGUCAGUCUCCACCCAUUGCUCACAGGGACUUAAAAGCCGAGAAUCUUUUGUUGGGGGCUGAUGGAUUAUGGAAGUUGUGUGAUUUUGGAAGCACGUCUACCAAUCAUAAGCGCUUUGAGAGGCCUGAAGAAAUGGGAAUCGAAGAAGACAAUAUCAGAAAGCACACAACUCCUGCAUAUAGAGCCCCUGAGAUGUGGGAUCUAUUCCGAAGAGAACUUAUAAAUGAGAAGGUAGAUAUAUGGGCUCUUGGUUGCCUUCUCUUCCGCAUUUGCUACUUCAAAAGUGCAUUUGAUGGAGAAUCAAAAUUGCAAAUCUUGAAUGGGAACUAUCGCAUUCCAGAGUUACCUAAAUACAGCGCUCCAAUUACAGACCUAAUCAGAGAUAUGCUUCAAUCUUCACCAGAAGACAGACCAGACAUCACGCAGGUGUGGUUUCGUGUUAACGAGAUGUUACCGGUUGCUUUACAGAAAUCUUUACCUGAUAGGCCACCUGAAAUGCCCUCUACUGAUAUUCAUGAAGGUAAUCCAAAGGCUGCAAAUAAGUCAUCACCAAUGCCUCGUAGAAGCCCACCACCACCACCUUCAGCUGUAGAACCUGCCAGAGAUUCAUCACAACCCUCAGCUUCUUCCAAGGGAGGGGGAGGAGUGCAGCUUGGUGCUUUCUGGUCCACUCAGCAUGCAAAGGACUCGCUUAUGGCUGAGAGUAAGAGUGAACCUAAAUUUGAUGAUGGACCAACUAGCCAUAGCGUGUUGAAGCAUGAUAGGGUUCGUCCAGAUGGUCAUCCUUUACCAAAGAAUAGUGUCCUUGAAAAAGAGGAACAAACACAAACUCACACUGUGCGAAGAAACUUAAAUGCCAAUUUAGUUAAGCCUGGGGAUGGGCCUUCAAAGGAAUUUGAAACAAGCUUCUUCCAGAAGGAUGCAAAUAAUUGCACUGAGUGGCCGAAGACAUCAAAGAUUGAGAGCAAUGCAACAUUUCAAAAUGAGGCCUUCAACACUUUUGUGGCUGAAUUUGAUACUAGAAAACUCAGCUCAGGUGGUAGCAAUGAUAAAACAAAAGAGGAAGAAGCAUUAGAGGCUGAACUAGAGAAGCUGAAAGGGCAGCUGAAGCAAGCGAAUUUGGAGAAGGCUGAAAUAAGUUCCAAAUUUGAAAAGCUAUCUGCUAUUUGCCGAUCUCAGAGGCAGGAGAUACAGGAACUUAAGCAAUCUCUUGCUGCUAGAACACCAUCACCAAAUAAGGAUCCUUCUAGAAAUCAAAUAUCACCAGGAGUUCGACCAUCAGUAACACCUCCGCAAGAAAAAUCUAACUGGAGUACCCCGAGCACAGAGGCAAAUACAUGGCAGGCAUUUGCAGAGGAAUCCAAGCCACAGCAGCCCCCUUCAGUGGACAACUCUGCCAAAUCUGUCAGGACAAGAAAUGGGUCCCAAAGCAAGCAUGGUAGCGGUUUUGACUCGUGGGGAUUUGGAGCAGAAAGUUUUACUGCUGUGCCUGCUGGAAGCUCGCAAAUGUCAAGACCUAUUAGCGAAGUAAAUAAUUCUCAGAAAAUUGGUGAGGCAAAGUUUACGGACCCCAAGUCAGCUUCCCAACCUGCUGGCUGGGCUGGUUUCUGAGGUAUUGUAAGAAAGAACCCAGGCAUCUCUUGGUGCUGAUACUUUUUCACAGAAUGAAGAGGAUAUAGUAGAAAUAUAUAUAUUCCUGUUGGGCUUCGUUUGUGCUUUUGAGUGCUUGUGUUUUGUAGAUUUUUUCUGUGGUGGGAUAUUUGCACAUGUAAACUGGAAGUUGUAACUGCAAGUGUACUUUUUGUUUUUUUUUUUCAUAUCUUAAUUGUUUGAAAAGAAAAUAAUCAUUUCUAUU
This is a messenger RNA of Ziziphus jujuba (common jujube), 2663 nucleotides long. RefSeq lists its product as uncharacterized. The coding region runs from base 359 to 2419 and encodes 686 amino acids. The transcript has 9 exons. Lineage: Eukaryota; Viridiplantae; Streptophyta; Magnoliopsida; Rosales; Rhamnaceae. Gene Ontology annotation, cellular component: cytoplasm. The record is from RefSeq and is a predicted model, not a curated record. Gene Ontology annotation, biological process: protein phosphorylation. Gene Ontology annotation, molecular function: protein serine/threonine kinase activity; ATP binding.